AUUAACGAUAUUUCCCCAGAGAGCACUUAUCUCAUCAGCAGCUUGUUUUCUACGACACCCACUCGGAAUGAGACCUGCAAGCAAGCCGUACGUGUUGCUCGCGAUAGCGUUGGGCCUUUUGCACUUCGUGACGCCAAGAACGACCGAACCCGAGGCCUGGACAGAAGAAUUAUGGCCGACAAACUACGAAAGCGCUAAUUUCACGGGAAUGGAAGAAACGGAGGCAUCUGGAAACUACUCCUGGAGCAACAUUUAUGACCAUUCUUCGAGCGAUGUUGAAGAUAACUCCACGAAACCGUUGUUCACGCAGCAUGUGAAUGUCACAACACGCACUGUUCACCUUCCAAAUGCUACCACCUGGUGGGACCUGACGAACCGCACAGGUGAGGACGGCGCCCAGCAUGUGAAUGCAACAGAACUGUUGUCUUUCGUGAAUGUCACUCACCCCACUAUUCAUCUUCCAAAUGCUACCACCUGGAGGGAACUGACGGACGACCCAGAUGAGGACGACGCCCAGCAUGUGAAUGCAACAAAACUGUUGACUUUCGUGAAUGUCACUCACCGCACUAUUCAUCGUCCAAAUGCUACCACCUGGAGGGAACUGACGGACGACCCAGGUGAGGACGACGUCCAGCAUGUGAAUGUAACAGUGAGUGCCCAAGGAACCACCCCCACUGUUCACCUAUGGGAAGAGGCAGCUUCGAACUCCACUACUACUACCUGGAGGGAAACACCAGACCACCCAGGUAAAGACAACAACGUGACAGAAAGUUUCAAUCCAGAUUUUGACCAGCCGUCCACCCCCUCACGCGAACCGCACCAGCCACUCGUCUAUCGCAACUACGGUCGCGCAAAUGUCACCGGAAGCGGCUGGCGCAUAACGGUUUACGACGAAGACGACGUGCCGUGCUUGAAGAUGAAUCUGCAAGUCCUAAUCAAUGUGUAUCUCGUACGAAACAACCCGCGCUCGCCCCCUUCCUUCAUCCAGAUGCUCCCCACGUCACCGGAUGAACUGCACGUGGAGGGCGAGUGCAACAACGGAUCCUCGCUGGUCUUUCUUUCGUGCGAAAGCGCGAACCUCACGCUGAGCUUCGACGGAGGCGAAAACGGCACGUGGUCCCUGGUCGAGGUCGAACUGUCGGUGGUAAAUCGCGAGUGGUUCGAGAAGCACCAGAUCUGCGAGUCUCCCUGUGAUCCCAUCGGUUUGAAGACGUCCCCUGAAGACGCCUGGUCGUAUAAUUCGCGCACCAGGUGUAGAAAAGUCGACGUACCUCUAAAACACGGGGAGGGGAGACUACAAGCGAUGGUAUUUUUAAUGGACGAUUUUCAUGUGGAGCCCUUCCUCUCGACGGAGAGGGUUGAUUUUGAAGAAAAGAAAUGCCAAUAAAGUGCAAAAUUUGUUCUGGAUUCUACCUCGUGACACUAACUUUUCCUUUGUUGUAUUAGGAGCACAGUAAAGAGCCUUGUUAAACGUA
Messenger RNA from Photinus pyralis (common eastern firefly), 1475 nucleotides. RefSeq lists its product as uncharacterized. The transcript is spliced from 4 exons. Lineage: Eukaryota; Metazoa; Arthropoda; Insecta; Coleoptera; Lampyridae. The coding region runs from base 68 to 1387 and encodes 439 amino acids. The record is from RefSeq and is a predicted model, not a curated record.